AUGUCGUCGCACUCAUCGACUUCGGCGAGCCAGACUAUUGCACGCCGCCGUGUUUUUAAAGAAGACGUUCCUCCUCGUCCAUCUUCUGGAUCAUCCCUCUCAUCCUCUCGUGUGGCCAAUUCACCGAGCUCGCUAAAGCGCUAUUCUACGGAGUGGGAUUGUCCCAGUCCAGCCAAGAUCAAGCCAAACAGGCGCUCCAGUCUUGCGCGUGCGCCGCCACUCGGCUCACUGUUGGAUGUGAGCAUCGACGAAGAAGAUGACGAGAAUGAAGAGGUCGAAGUUGAAGGACGCAGCCUACUUCCACCAGCGGUCUCGCGCGCGCCACAGGCGUCGGAUGCCAAAAACUUGAGGUGGCUUGCACCAACUUCCGUUUUGAAGGAGUCUGAUGGGCCUCUGCGCCCCUCACUCGGUUCCGUGACGGUGCAGCGCCAACGUACUCGUGCGUCGCCGCCCUCUCCGCUGCGGCAGCUCGCGUCGUUCACGAACGAAGACCGGAAGCGGGUUCCUAGCUCCUCCACUCGAGAUGCGUAUCGCUCGAGAAGACGUGCAGGGGGCUCGUUCAGCGCCGUGUUUUCAAAACUGCAGGACAGGGAAGGUGGCGAGCAUGGAGCGGUUGAAGACAAGUCAGCGUAG
This is a messenger RNA of Sparassis crispa, 633 nucleotides long. RefSeq lists its product as hypothetical. NCBI's taxonomy places the organism in Eukaryota, Fungi, Basidiomycota, Agaricomycetes, Polyporales, Sparassidaceae. The record is from RefSeq and is a predicted model, not a curated record. Bases 1 to 633 code for a protein of 210 amino acids. The transcript has a single exon.